Zophobas morio is the source of this 1462-nucleotide messenger RNA. RefSeq lists its product as uncharacterized. The transcript has 2 exons. Bases 117 to 1331 code for a protein of 404 amino acids. NCBI's taxonomy places the organism in Eukaryota, Metazoa, Arthropoda, Insecta, Coleoptera, Tenebrionidae. The record is from RefSeq and is a predicted model, not a curated record.
GCCCAUUCACUGUUCGCUCGGCCAGAAGUGGUGUAGUGCGGUCACUGUUUACGAAUAUGUUUAUUGUGGUUACACGUGCAAUAACGGUGAUUUAAUUUCUGAAAAACGUGGAAAUUAUGGACUUAUAUAUUGCUUUGACAAUUCUCUUAUCAAUAUGGACAUGGAUACCACCCUGCAGCGCCGAAACCAACUCGUCGACCCUCCCUUCGCGCCUUAAACGAGAACCGCCCAUCUACCACUCCAUAAAACACUCGUACGGCCCGCCCCCUCGCCGUAAACCCAAACCCAUUUACGGCCCGCCCCCUCGCCCGGUGUACGGCCCUCCCUCUAAACCCAAACCGGUUUACGGUCCUCCCAAACCCAUAUACGGGCCUCCGACACCCGUGUACGGGCCUCCGAAACCCGUGUACGGGCCUCCGCCCACCAAUUACGCGCCGCCCUCUUUCCACCCGCCUUCGCCCAGUUACGGCCCGCCCUCCUUCCAGCCGUCGGUGCCUUCAUCAGGGUACGGAGCUCCGUCUCCCAGCUACAGUCCUCCGGUGCCUCCUUCCGCUUCGUACGGCGUUCCCGUUCAGUAUGCGCCGCCUUCGAGCAACUACGGACCGCCUCCUUCGUACAACUCGUACGGACCGCCUCCGUCGCAGUCGUAUGGAGCGCCGCCGUCGCAUUUUUCUGGAUACGAGUCGCAGACGACUUCGUAUAGUCAUUCGUCCCCGAGCUAUGGCAUCCCGGAAGUGACGUACCACCAAGCGUAUGACAUUCCGCAGAACUUCCACACGCAUCCGCUGACGUAUGACACGUCAUCGGCGAGCUAUGGCACUCCAGGUGCGCUGAAUUCGUAUGGAGUGCCGGCGACUCAGCACGAAGCACCGAUUCACUAUGACUCGCCAUACCAUAGGACCGAGCAGGUGGCACCAAGCGGAGAAGUUUUUUCAUCAAUUACGGAUCCGUAUAGUGCUGAUGGUAGUAACAAUUACGUGAAGUUUGACGAAACGACGAGGAAUACCUUGGUUAAGUUGGAAGCGCCUGAUCCCACGGUGACAUAUGGAAAAGUUGAAACAACUUCCAAAGUUCCGAAUCAUAAUUAUGACGGACCGGGGGUUCAGGAUGAUUCUUUGGAAACGUAUAUCAACGACAGGAAGAAGCAGUUGCAGAAAUUGAAACAUUUUUACAAGUUGAAGAAUUUGGAUAACUAUUCUAGUGACGUGGAAGUACAAAAAUCGCAUUCUUUUGACUUUUACGGCGGGAAAUCUCACGGUUUGAAUGAAAAGAGAGUUCCGCAUCGUAGCCCGUAUAGAACGCAUUAUCAUCAUCUUCACUACCAUCACUAACCUUCACUUUGAAUAUAUUUAUUUUCACUAAUGUACUUUGUUUAUGUAAAUAUUUAUGUGACAAAAACUGUAUUAUCAAUAUUUAUUGUACUGACUUUACCAAAGAAUUAAUAAAUAAACUACAUUGUUGA